UGGGUCACCCUGGCAGUUGCGUGCCGUUGCAAAGAUUAUUAUCGGCUGAGCCUUGACCUCAGUACACACGACACACGUGUUGCAGACUUGGAGCGCCAGCUGAACAAAGCUUCGCGACGGAACGACGAGCGCUUGGUAUGCGAUCUGUACGUGGAGAUUGGCGACGAGAGGAGGCGUGUGGGCGAUCUGCCAGCGGCACUGAGUUAUUACAGAAGAGGCGCCGAAUUGGCCGAACGAUUGCAGCUGCACGAGAAUGCAUCGUUUGCACAUCGGGCAAUCGCCGAGAUUUUGGUCGAGCCAAGUAUCCAGGAAAAUGCGAAAGCGUUGCAGCACGGGAAGAAAUAUUUGGAAGCAGCGAACAAAUCAGGAAGUGUUCAUAUUAUACAGCUUGCAUACCACGUGCUGGGCUGGCUGCAUCUACAAAUAUCUCUCAAUUCGGACGUAAAAAAGGAAACGUUUCUUGAAAAGGGAAAGCAGUGGUGUGAACGAAGUCUUGCAUAUUUAUCGAAGCAUGCCGCAGACAUCGAUUGUGACAAUGCGUUCGUUAUUACGAGCUUUCUUCUUUUUUUUUCAGUUGGUUCUCCAUAA
This is a messenger RNA of Gongylonema pulchrum, 588 nucleotides long. Lineage: Eukaryota; Metazoa; Nematoda; Chromadorea; Rhabditida; Gongylonematidae. The record is from the annotation of a GenBank genome assembly.